ACGUCAUAUAGGUACCGUAUGAGCUUUUGCUGGGAGAGGAACGGAGGGUCGAUCUGAGCUGUAUAGAGAGUACAGUAGCAGGAUGAAGAAGCUAGAGCAAAAGCUCGGGCUUUAUGUAGUGAGGGUAGAGGUAGAAGUAGUGGAAGUAGAGAAGGUGGUGCUGGUGGUGGUGGUGGUGAAGAAGACCCGUGGAGAAGGAGGAGUAGAAAAGUGAGAAGCUCGUCGGGUCUUUUACGCGCGCGCUCGUGUGUCCGGCUCUGCGUCAGUGCCAGUGCGAUCUCCCACGGGCUGACGAAAGCACCGUGAGAGCACUAGACUAAACUACUGUACUAGAACUAUACUACGUUACUAGAGUAGAGUAGCAGGCGGCGGCGACAACAGACGCGAGGACACGAUCGAGUGCUUGACAAUUAUAGGAGGAUUAUUGUUGUUGGUGUUAUCGGAAAACACUCAAGACACUUGCUGUUGUGAGAACCCUGUGCUCCAUUACACCAACAUACCUAUAUAUUUAUAUACAUAUAUAUUUAUAGAUAUGUGUAUAUAAUCGGACGCAGGUACGUCCGCAGGUUAAAUAUGCUCCAGGAGGAGCCUCGGUCAAGGUCAGAUCCGGGCGACAGCUGGGUGAUUUGUGAUUUUUAAAUAAUAAUUAUUGAUUUAUUUAUUUAUUAUUGACUCGGCAAGUGCGACGAAGACAAUUUUAUUUUUUAUUUAUUUUUAUUAGUCAUAUAUUUGAUAUUGUGUGUACCAGCUAAUUUUGGCAGGCCUAGAGAAAAACAAGUGGCAAGUGGGUAGACAUGCUGACCGAGAAUCAUCAGAUCGUGUGCCGGGAAUAUUGGCGUCGUCGUGUGUCGUUUAGAUAACGAGUUAUCUUUUAUUUUUUAUUUGAUACAAAUAAAUAAUUGAUGAAUUAUGUAUUUAAAAUAAAGCUCAGUGGCUGCAAUCGAAAAUAAAUAAGUAAAAACGAGGGAGAGACAGGGAGAGACAGAAGAGGACUGAGCGUGUAAGGAGAGCAAGUGAUAAGCAACUGAUAGGUUUAUGAGUUUAUAUUUGUGGACUAGCGAGUUUGCUGCAUCGGAGUAUCAUCGGUGAUGACGAUGGAGACGACGAGGAGGAAGAGGAUGAUGAUGACGAUGAUGCUGGAGGGCACGUUGCCAAAGCGUGAUUGGCCGGCGGUGCCGCGUGUGCGGCUGUUCCUGUCACGUUUGUACUCGAGGUUAUCUAAAGCCUCGUGAGUACAGCCAGGGUUUAACACACGAUUGAUUGUUUACGGAGGAUGCCGGGCUGCGACUUGCGGAUUACAAGCCGCCGUCGUCGUCGUCGGCAUCACUGUAAUAUUUGUCCAAUAGAUCACUAUCAAUCUAACAGUUGCUACUGUAAUAAUCAUAAUCAGCGUCAGCAUCAUUAUCAACAAGCUCGGGGCAAUACAGAUCUCAAGGGUUGCAAUAAACGUUCAGUGUUUAUUUGUGUUAAAUCGGCGUGACUGUGACGUGAUGAUGUCUAUCGGUUUAUUAGUGACAUUGAGCUAAGGCCAAUCGGUACAAAUAAAUAUUAAAAAAAUAUUGAAAGGGAUAUUAGAUAAAUAAAUUGAGUAAUAAAAAGUAAUUAAUUAGUAGUAAAUAAUAAACGUUGAGGGAACAAGGGUUUAAAAGUAAUUUAUCAGCGUUAUUCCACCGUCAAACAUGGCCUCGGUGGCAGCCUGGCUGCCGUUUGCCCGCGCGGCGGCGAUCGGUUGGGUGCCGAUCGCCACACAUCCACUGCCACCGCCGCCGAUACCCAAAAACAGACGGAAAGCUGAUGACGAGAAGCUCCUUAUAAAUGUCAGUGGUCGUCGUUUCGAGACGUGGCGCAAUACCCUCGAGAAGUAUCCCGACACUCUCCUCGGUUCAAAUGAACGUGAGUUCUUUUACGACGAGGACAGCAAAGAGUACUUCUUCGAUAGGGACCCGGAUAUAUUUCGACAUAUAUUAAACUAUUACAGAACGGGAAAGCUCCACUACCCGAAGCACGAGUGUCUGACUAGCUAUGACGAGGAGCUCGCGUUUUUCGGCAUUCUCCCCGACGUUAUUGGCGACUGUUGUUACGAAGACUAUCGGGACCGCAAGCGCGAAAACGCUGAGCGGUUGAUGGACGACAAAUUGAGCGAAAAUGGCGAACAAAAUUUGCAACAGCUCACAGACAUAAGACAGAAAAUGUGGCGGGCAUUUGAAAAUCCCCAUAUAUCCACAGCCGCGCUUGUAUUUUAUUAUGUUACGGGAUUUUUCAUAGCCGUAAGUGUGUUGGCAAACGUCGUCGAGACGGUGCCUUGCGGGGCGCGCCCUGGACGUGCUGGUACACUAUCAUGUGGUGAACGAUAUAAAAUUGUUUUCUUUUGUCUUGAUACCGCAUGUGUUAUGAUAUUCACUGCUGAAUAUUUAUUGAGGUUAUUUGCAGCCCCGAGUAGAUGUAAAUUUGCACGGUCAGUAAUGUCGAUAAUUGACGUGGUUGCUAUUUUACCCUACUACAUUGGCCUUGGUAUCACCGACAACGACGAUGUCUCGGGGGCAUUUGUUACAUUACGUGUCUUCCGUGUAUUUCGUAUUUUCAAGUUUUCACGUCACUCCCAGGGUCUAAGGAUCCUCGGCUACACAUUGAAGUCAUGCGCAUCUGAACUUGGGUUCCUUGUAUUCUCACUUGCCAUGGCCAUCAUAAUAUUUGCCACGGUUAUGUUUUACGCUGAAAAAAAUGUCGAGGGUACCAAUUUCACUUCCAUACCUGCGGCAUUCUGGUACACCAUCGUUACAAUGACCACUCUUGGAUAUGGUGACAUGGUACCGGAAACGAUUGCGGGUAAAGUUGUUGGUGGUGUCUGCUCAUUGAGCGGAGUACUGGUGAUAGCCCUGCCUGUGCCUGUGAUUGUCAGUAACUUCAGUAGAAUUUAUCACCAGAAUCAACGUGCUGAUAAAAGAAAAGCUCAGAGGAAAGCGAGACUGGCACGUAUCAGGAUCGCGAAGGCGUCAAGUGGUGCGGCAUUUGUCAGCAAAAAGAAAGCUGCUGAGGCGAGAAUCGCUGCACUGGAAAGUGGAUUACAGACGGAUGAAACUUACAGAGAGGAAGAUAUUUUUGAGCUUCAGCAUCACCAUCUUCUUCGAUGUUUAGAAAAGACCACGGAUCGAGAGUUUGUGGAGAUGGAUGUACCAUUCAAUGGGGCACCAAAGAGACCAGGUUCACCAUCGCCAUUGACAUCUCCAGCCCACAGCACAGCAUCGCGUGGUGGACUACUGCAGUCAUGCUGCGGUCGUUGUUAUCCUCAGCGUUAUCAGAGCUUAUCGUAUCAGCUAACAUCCAACGAGAACAAGGAUAGAGUGGUGCUGGUUUACAGCGACCGUAUUGAAGUACGCAAAAAGGACCUUAAGAAGCGCGGUUCCCACCACACCUGCGACAUGCAGGCCCUACAGUCACUUCCGGUCCCCAUCACCACCACCAACACCACCACCACCACCAAUAAUACUUCUACUACUACUACUACUACUACUACUACUACUUGUACUACUACCUGUACUACGUCUGUCAUGACUUCUGGUGGGCAGCCACCGCUUCGGGUAUCGGAGACCGCUUGAAUCCGAUGAUCGAGCCGCGUUGUUGAUCUACGUCUUCGAUCAAGAAAAUGAUUCUGCUCGUCUUAUGUCUUAUGUCAGAGAUCACAUGGCCGUGUCCCUGUCUGCCCGAAUUUAACGUAAACAUAAAUGGUCAGUGGAGGGUCCAACGAAGGGAUGGCUAACAAUAAAAAAUAUAAUAAUAGCACUGGAUUUUUAAUAUAUAUAAAUAAUGAUUAUAAUUAUGAUAAUAAUAAUAUUAAUAAUUCUUUUUUUUUAUAUAAUUAAAUUAUAAUAAAUAAUAUAAAGGUAGAAUUUGUUAGACCGACAGACUUCCUUUGUAUCUUUGUACUCAAGUCGGUCACAAAACAAAAAAUUACUACGCCCUCGUUCUUUCACGCGAUCAAUUGUUGCUUCCGGUUGUAAUUUACCGGUCGCUUCAAAUUUAAUAAAUACUCAAAUAAAAAAAAAAUUAAUAAUAUUAAUAAUAAUAAUAAUAAUAAUAACUUAUUAUUUAAUAAAUCGUCUCUUGUAAAUAUUUAUUUUUUUUCUGUUGAAAAAUAAAAAAAAUAUAGAUAAUUAAUAAAUUUAAAAAUCUAAUUAAAAAUUGGAAGUAUUUAGAAUAUAUUGUAGUACAAGUCUUGCAAUAAAAUAAAUUCUAAAAGGUUCCAAAAUAGUAGAAAUUAAAGUGGGCAAAAUAAUUAAAAAAAAAUCAAUUAAUUAAUUAAUUAAUUAACAAAAGAAAAAAAAUGUUUAGAUUUUGAAAGUGUAUAGAUUUGUGUCGAGUAUUGAGUGAAGUAAUGAGGAUAAUUAUAUAAAUAUAUAUAAAAAAAAUAUAUUAAUAGUCGUUGGGAUUCAAAAAUAUAAAUUAGUAGUGUGGAAUUUUGGACUUUAUGAAAUUGUUAAUUAAUUAAGUGAAAGAGUCCGUGUGUUUAAGUGUAAAAAUAUUUAAAUACUUAUUAAUUCUCGAUAGAUUAUUAUUAUAUAAAUGUUAUAGUUGUUUAAGUAAAGUAUAAAUAUAUAAUAUGAUAUAUAUAUUAUAUACAAGUGCUGAUAGUACCUUGCGAUAAAAUCGAGACAAAGCCGAUAUGCGAACGAAAGAUCGGUGAGGGACAAGCAAGCUUUUACACACAAUCAACCCUCUUUUAUCAACAACCUGUUGCUUAUUCCAAUAUUUUCAUCACUAAUUCUUGAAUUUAUUUUUCAUUUUUUCGUAUCUACUUUUUUUUUUUUAAGUCAAUUAUCUAAAAAUUUCUUUUUGUACAGAGACACUAUUGAUUUUUUUUACAAGUUAAAAAAUCUAUAGAAAUGUUGGAAGCGCGAGUGUUGUUAUUUGAAAAUUUAAUUUAUUUUUAAAAAAUGUGAAUUUUGAUGUUAGGAAUCGGAAGCGAAUAAUUGAGAAUUUAAAAUGAUUAAAAACAAAUGGAAAGUUUGAUAAACUGAAAGUAUGUAAAAAAAUUUUGGAACAAAAACAGUUAAUGGGAUAUAUUGUGUAGUUUUUGUGUAUGAAAAAUUAUAAUUUAGGAUAAAUUAUAAAAUUUAGUUUUGUUUUAUUUUUAUUUCAAAUUUUACUACUUAAUAUUUUUUAAGGACGUUCUUGCGUGAGGCUUAAUAUUAGAUAAAAAUUCAAAUUUUAUAUUUUUGGGAAGAAUGAAUCAAUAAUUAUCGUUCUUGAAAAUUUCAAUGUAUGGUAUCGAUCAUUUGAAAAAGCUAUUAACGAUUAAAAAUCAAAGUUUUAACACAGAGUCUUAUGGGAAACUAUAACUUUUUAUGUUUCAACUUUAUAAAAAAAGUAUUAUUAGAAUAGACAAAGGGACAAAUAAUGUUUCAAAAUAUUCUUUAAUUUAUGCUAAUGAUAUAACCGUUGUAAAGAAAUAGUUUUAUCGAUGAUUUGAAUUAUUUAUUAAUAAUUAUAGUUAGUAAAACUGAAAUCAUGACGUCACUAUUGGCUAUUUUGAAAACCGGCAACGGCGCGCGAUGAAAAAAAAUACGUUUGUAAACAUAGACAAAGGUGUUCAUGCCUAAUAACACGUGUUUCGAGCAAGAAUCUGGAGUAAGUAUCUUGAGCAAGACCCCUAGCUGCUAGUGUCUUUUUCUACGUAUGUCUUUCGCAAGAUCGUGUAUCAAGAAACCUACGUCAAGAUUUGUGUAUGUCUUGCUCAUUGUAUUGUACGCAAGAGUAUUAAAGAAAUCUUGAACACGGUGCAAUGAAAAAGUGUCUAACGCAUUUCUUGCACCAGUAUCUUACAAUAGGUUCUUACGCAUGGCUUGCUCAAGUUCUGCUCAAGGCUCAAGGUAAAUUUUGAGCCUUGAGCAGAUCUUGAGCAAGCCAUGCGCAACUAUUUUCAACUAUAGUCUAACUCCAGAAUUGAGUACACACCUCCGACCAGACCUUCGGAGUACGCACGGGGUCAAAUUGACCUCACUUCACUUUUGAAGAGUUAUAUCUCAAAAACUAUGCAUUUUAUCGGAAUGCAAGUCAUGACGUUUUUUGUAGGUAAAACAAUGCUCUUUUGAAUACAACUACCAUUAUUUCGAAUUAACUAAUUUUUAACGGUGAAAAAAUUAAUUAAAAUCAAAUUUAACUUGAGAAAUAUUUCAGGAUAAAAAAAAUUCUGGGGUCGAAAAGACCCCCAGUGUACUCCGAGGGUUAAAUCUGGUCACAAAUAUCUGCAGCAAGACACAUACGUAGAGAAACACUAGCACCUAUCGAUCUUGAGAGCAGACUUGCUCCAGAAUUGAGAAAGAUUGUUAUAUGGGCAUAAAAUUAUUGGAGGUUAUUUUGAAACUUUCGAAAUAUUUAAGUUAUUUGUUCAAUCACAAGUAAUUAAACAAAUUCCCUUUUAAAAGAGUCAUGAUCAUUUCUCACAUUAUAAUAAUUAUUCUUAUUAUUAUCGUCCAUGAUAUGUAUUAAUCAGAUAUUGGCAUAUAUAUGUAUAUAUUGAGAUUUAAAAAUUGCGUUAUUGCCGGAUUUAUUAUGAAAAAAAGUCAAAGUAUUGUUUAGUUAAGAAAUUUACAUUUUUUACAAUAACUGUUACUUAAAUAUUUUCGAUAGUUCAAAAAAAUUGACAAAUUAUUGAUAUAUUUUCAAAACUUUAAUAGCCUCAGAAUUAAAUUUGGAACAGUUAGCCCUUAUUUGACUCACAAGCAACGCAAGAAUGUCCUUAAAUUAAUGCGACUUUUAAAUUAUGUACUGCGGAUUUUGAAAUUUCCAGAAACGAAUGAUCAAAAGAUUUGGAUUUUUUAAUUGAAUUUUGACUAAAAUUUUGAUAUGUUAAAAAUUUGUCCUAAUUGUAGUUGCUUAUAGUAUUGAUCAUAAAAAAUGUGUUUUUUUUUAUCCCUAAAUUGGCUGAUUGAUGAAAAAAUUGAUGAACCUAAAAAAAUAAAAAAAUAUAUAAUCACCCCUGGUGGAAAUUUUUCAACAUCUUCUCUGAAAAACUCAGUUCUAAAGUUCUAAAGACUGUUUCAAAGUUCUCAAGACUUUUUCAGAGUUUUUCAGAGAAAAGUCCAAAAAAUUUCCACCAGGGAUAACUAUUUAUUUUUCAUUAAUCUCUGAACAAAUAAUUUAAAUUUAUAUAAAAAAAAAUUACAUUUUUUAUGAGCAAAUUUGAAUAAUUAUCAAUUCUAUUAUUAUAAACAUUCAAUUACUUAAUACUUAUUAUUAAUGUGAUAAUUGCAAAAAAAAAUCUGAAUAAUUAUUUUUCUCAGAAUUAAAAAUUAUAAGUAAAUAAUAGGGCAAUUAAAUAUCUAACUACAUUCCACGUAAUGAGAAAAUGAGAAUGAGAAAGUAUAAGGGUCUUGUAAUUAAUGCUAUCGAGCUGCUGGCAGAUUUCGUAUAAUUAUAGUAAUUUUAAAAAAUAAAAUAAUAAAUAUAUUAAAUAUUAAAUUUAACAAAAGUUUAAGUAAAAAAAAAGUAAAAUAAUUAUUAAAAUAAGUUAGGCAAAUUUCUUCAGUGUUGUGAUUAGUCGUGUGUAAAAUAAUAAAUAUAAUAAAUAAUUAUAAAUAAUUUUACGUAUAAAUCUGAGGGUGACUGUCUGUACAAAAUAAAAUAUAAAUAUUAAAAUAAUUUGAAUUUAAAUUUAAAUUUAAAUUAAGACAAGACAAUAGUCAGUCUUUGGUGCAUGAAAAAAUAAAAUAUUAUAUAAUAUGUCUUUCAAUUUACUACCGUACUGCCAAUAUUUUCUGAAAAAAACUUAACUUGUAUUUUAAAUAAUUAAUUUAA
This is a messenger RNA of Microplitis mediator, 7794 nucleotides long. RefSeq names its product potassium voltage-gated channel protein Shal (gene Shal). The coding region runs from base 1680 to 3596 and encodes 638 amino acids. Gene Ontology annotation, molecular function: protein binding; A-type (transient outward) potassium channel activity. The record is from RefSeq and is a predicted model, not a curated record. Gene Ontology annotation, biological process: protein homooligomerization; potassium ion transmembrane transport. The transcript is spliced from 7 exons. Gene Ontology annotation, cellular component: voltage-gated potassium channel complex; membrane. Lineage: Eukaryota; Metazoa; Arthropoda; Insecta; Hymenoptera; Braconidae.